Molecule: messenger RNA, 2334 nt
Organism: Callorhinchus milii (elephant shark)
Lineage: Eukaryota; Metazoa; Chordata; Chondrichthyes; Chimaeriformes; Callorhinchidae
Gene: ddx31
Product: DEAD (Asp-Glu-Ala-Asp) box polypeptide 31
Exons: 20
Coding region: 27-2177 (716 amino acids)
Biological process (GO): ribosome biogenesis
Cellular component (GO): nucleus
Molecular function (GO): nucleic acid binding; ATP binding; RNA helicase activity
Source: RefSeq, a predicted model, not a curated record
CCGCUCGUCACACCGCGCGGUUGGCAAUGGCGGACGAGGAGCUGCUGCUGAACGUCACCACUGACCCGAACUUCCCGGUGUUUCACCGCAAUCAGAGAGUCCGGCGCCAGGCCCAGGGCAGAGGGUCAAAAAAUCCUGGAAAAACGAAACGUAAAUUGCUGGAGACUUCUGCGAUUGUUCCCUUGCCUUCGAAGCCCACCAACAAAUCAAACCUUGCUGUAAAGAGGAAGAAGAAUUCUGAGCCACCUCAGGAUGAACAGUCACCACCGAAGAAAUGGAACACGGGGAGAUCCGGGGAGAAGGAGGAGACGAGAAGCAUGGCUCCUGUCAAAACCUCCUCCCUUUUCAGGAAUAACCCUGAGCUGCCAGAGAUACACAGCCAGCCAGUCAGUACGUUGAAGGAAAAGGUUUUUACCACAGACUCGUUCAGUGAGCUGGAUGUCCACCCACACCUGGUCUCGACACUCAACAAAGUGCUGAACGUCUCCAGUAUGACCAGCAUUCAGAAGAAAACAAUCCCGGUGCUGCUGAGCGGAAACGAUGCUCUUGUCCGAUCACAGACUGGCUCAGGUAAAACGUUAGCCUAUGCUAUCCCCCUGGUCCAAUCGCUGCAGGCAAUUCAACCCAAAAUUCAGCGGAGUGACGGGCCAUGUGCAGUGGUAUUGGUCCCAACCAGAGAGCUUGCUCUGCAAAGCUUUGAAGCCAUUCAGAAACUGCUUAAGCCAUUUACAUGGAUUGUCCCAGGAAUCUUGAUGGGUGGAGAAAAGCGGAAAUCCGAGAAAGCCAGGCUAAGGAAAGGUAUAAACAUUCUGGUCACCACCCCAGGCCGCCUGCUGGACCAUAUCAAACACACCAAGAGCAUUAGUUUCCGGCGAGUCCAGUGGUUUAUUAUUGAUGAAGCUGACCGGCUGCUGGAUCUGGGCUUCGAGAAGGAUGUUGCUGCAAUACUGAACGCUCUGAAUGCAACGCAAGAGAAACGCCAGAAUGUGCUGCUGUCGGCCACCCUCACAGAUGGAGUGAGUCGAUUGGCUGGAAUCAGUUUAAGAGAGCCAGUGAACAUACAGGUCACCGAAGCACAUGUGGGGGAGCCUACGUCAGAAGCUGGAGCGAACGAGGAGGUGGUGUGCCAGGGGAACGCAGAGAGAGACUCGGACGGCUAUUCUAUUCCAGAGCAGCUCCAACAACUGAUCGUGCUGGUGCCAAGCAAACUGCGUCUGGUUACACUGUCGGCGUUUAUACUUCAGAAGUGCAAGUUCGAAGGCCCCCAGAAAAUGAUGAUCUUUUUCUCCAGUUGCGAGGCGGUAGAGUUUCACAACAACCUCUUCACCAAGGUUCUCACCACGCACACAGCUGGUGGAGAAGCCAAGCCAUCUCCCCACGAGGUGCAGUUUCUGCGACUGCAUGGGAACAUGGAGCAGGAGGCACGAACCAAGGUUUUCACAGAGUUUUCACAGUCCAAGGCGGGUGUGCUGCUCUGCACAGAUGUCGCGGCCCGCGGCCUGGACCUGCCCCAAGUCACGUGGAUUGUCCAGUACAGCGCGCCACCCUCGCCCGCCGAGUACGUUCACAGGGUGGGCCGGACCGCACGGAUCGGCUCUUGUGGGAAUGCCCUGCUCUUCCUCACUCCAUCCGAAGUGGAGUAUGCGGAGCUCCUGGCCUCUCGGCAGAUCAGGGUCUCUGAGAUCAAGCUGGAAAGCAUCAUGUCUGCUCUGACAGUGGAACAACGAAAAGGAAAGGCACCUGGACACAAGUCCCAGCUCCCUGCCUCUCAGGCAGCAAGAGAGCAAGCAACAGCUUUGCAGACUCAAUAUGAAAACUACGUGCAUUCAACCAAAGAGACCCUUCUGCAAGCCAAGACAGCGCUACAAUCAUACAUCCGAGCCUACGCCACCUACCCCAGCGACCUGAAGCACAUCUUCUACGUGAAGAACCUUCACCUGGGACAUGCGGCCAAGAGCUUCGGGCUGAGAGAUGCCCCACAGAGAUUGGGGGGAAAGCUGGGAGUCCCUCGGAAGAGGAAACCUGAACGCUCUGGCCUGACUGGGAAAGCCACCUACAAGAUGCGGUUGACCAGGAUGCUUCAGUCGGAAUACGCCAGCGGACUUGGACCCACCUUGUCGAGUGUCAGGAAACAGCGGAAACAUCAGCGAUUGGGGGUCAGUGAACAACUGACCUGAGUUAGUGAACUCCAGCAACACAGAGCACUGGAGCUAACCCCAGAGCACUGGAGCUCCACUACCAGCCCACUGCUGAACUGAAAUGCUGGACAUUAGCGGACUUCAUCUGGGAAUUUUUUUAGGGGAGGAUGAAAUAAAUCUGUCUGUGUGCAAUAAA